AUGUUCAAACGGUUGACUGUAAGUUACGAAGACGAAGAAGAAGGAGAGAAAAUAAAGUACAAAUGAAGUGAACUCGCGGCUGAUAAGCACCGAUGAGCACUCGGCCGGCCAGUCUCCCCUCCUUUGUUCUUUUCUGCAAUUAUAUUAUUAUCACGUGCAAAUAUAUGGAAUUUCACCGAAACGAAACUCGCCUUUUUGGCUGUUUGAUUAGGUUUCUACGGCGUCAUCGCUCGCAUUUUUGCUCAUUGAUUCCGUUUUAGGCGCAAUUCUUUACUUUGAAAGUUCGGCGCUUCAACGUUUCUCUCAAAAGUCAUUCAUCAUGUGAUUUUCAUCCAAUUUUUCAUAAUCCGAACGUUUUUUUUUUCUUGAAAAACGGGAUCGCGACGUCUUGAUACCCACGUUACAUUUAACAGUGCAAACUAUCGCUAAGUAGCUCACGCUAGUUGCCAAACGUCAAAAAUAGUCAAUUCCUUCUUUUUUUCGCGACCGAAGCUAAUAAAACUGUCUCAUUUUCAGAAGCAAUCGACGCCACAAAUGGCGACGCCCCCGCAAAUAUCACCGGCGGCGGAGAAACAGAAGCAGGAACGUAUUCGGGCGGAUCUUCAGAAGGAACUCGACAACGUCGUCAAAGCGGCCAUCGCUUCGCCGCACUCGCGACGCGACAAUGUGCCCAGGUACGAAGGUAAUGAAGAAACAAUCACAGAGAAAUCAUAUUUUUCAGUGAAAUCACCCAGAAUCUGUGCAACUCGAUCGAGGCGAUCUUCAUCCACGGACUGCGCGAUCCGUUCUUUUUGAAAGGGACCAGAUAUGCGAAAUAUCCAGAACCGAAUUUCUGGCCGUUUGUCUCCAAAUUCUCGCCCCACGUCACUCUACACCAAAUCGCGUGUCUCGGACAAAUUCGCACGGAAAUUGGCAAAGGCAGGGCGUGGAUUCGGAUAAUACUCAACGAGAACGUACUCGGCCAGUACAUGGACCAGCUCGCCGCCGAAACUAAUGCGAUCCAGCAGUUCUACAACGAAGACGCGUUCCUGCGGCUGCUCGCGGACCCGGAUCACUCGGCUCGCAUCUGCGGACUCCUCAAACCGCUCACCUCGCUGCCCAUCUCCGCCGCCACCAACUCGUCGUUCCUCAACACGUGGACGCCGACUCCGCUCAUUCUUGCGGGACUCAUGACCGGAGAGCCGUUGAAAGUGGGCGUGCUCAAGGCCCGUCCCAACCCGAAACCGGCACAUAUGACCGAGGAAAUUGCGAUUCCGGCGAUCGACGCACUCGUUCCCGAGGAGUAUCAAGAUAUCGGAUCGCCCGCAUAUUUGGAGAGAAAGAGACGGAGAGCAUUGGGUCGGCCGAUCAGAAGAAGUGAGUGAAAUAGGGGAGAAAUCGAAAGGAAAGAACUUGCAGGAUCGGAGAACGAGGACAAUUCGGACAACUCGUCGGUCUACUCGCAUCCGUCGAUGCUCGACUCAGGCGAGAUGUCCUACCAGCACGCGGUGCUCGGAUCCCUCCGUCGGAACGCGAGCUCUUCCGGUUCGCGCAUCCAACUCAUGCCCCAAUCGCCUCUUUUCGCCUCCACCCCCAUCGACACGGCCAUUCUCGAUCCGGCCGUCACUGCGAACAUCAACAAGCGAUCGUCGGACUUUGUGCAGGUUGUUUCCGAUAUUGGGCCCGACGAUCCGCCCGGAUACCAGCCGCUGAUCAUUUCAAGACGGAUUCGAAGGCCGUCGAAACAGUACUCGGGAUCGCGGAGUUCGAGUGAGUCGGCGAGCAGGGACAGUCGUCGGAGAGCGGGAACGAGGGAUUCCAGAGCGAACAGCGACAUGGUAGGGAUGAGUGAUUUAUGAAAUCACAGAGCCAUUUCAGCCCUCCACAAUCUUCGGAACCGUUCCCAACGACGUCGCCUUCUCCCUCGACGAUCCGAUCGUUUCGAAGCCCAUAUCGGCCACGAUGGACAGUGGAAUCGCUGAAAUGAUAUCGUCCGUUCCGACGCGAACAGCUUCGGAAGUGGAGUCGGAAUCGACGCCAGUCGAAGAAACGAAAACCGAAAGAUCCGUGUCUUUUCUGGAAGCGCUCACCGAAUUGGCGUCGGUUUCUGUGGAGGAAGAGGAGAUUCCUGCGCCGCGCAGCUUGUCGCUCACUGACGCGUUUCUGAAGAACCAGGAACAAGAGCAGAGGGAGUCGGAAGAGUUCAACGACGUUGAGAACACGAUCCGGCAGACGAAGGACGACGAGGAAGUGUUCGAUGGUAACUGUUCUUCGACCAACUCAUCUCGAAACGCUUUUUCCAGUGUCAAUGGACGAGGAAGAAGGCACCUCGACAGCCCCCGCCCCCACAUCUUCUUUCCGCCGCAGUGACCCGGUCUCGAUACCCGGUAGACGGAGAAUCAUCGAAAGACUCGAGCAAAAGGUUUGUAUCUUCGCGUUUUCCCGGAAACUUUGUCGUUUUUCCCGCAGUCAUGAGACACUUAUCAGCUAUCAGACAAUUGGAGACCGGGUCGGUCGUGUGACCUUAAUGAGUGAUAAGAGCGGGAAGGUGCUUCAGUGAGCAGAAAACAGUCGAAUCGGAGUUGUGUAGAUGAUCAGAAGAACGGUGAAUGAGGAAGUGAAGGGCUUGGCUGAUAACAGUUCAGUUGGAUGUUCUUCAAUGUUUUUAUGCACUCAAAGUCGUCGGAGGAGCACAUUUGACAGCGGGAAUUCGGGAAUUUUCAAUUGACGUCUUCUGAUGCUUGGCUUACUAGGCUGCGGCUGAUUUUAUUGAGAAUCCAGUUGAGUUGACUCAGAACUGGGAGUUCUAGGAUUUUUUCGAUUUCACGUAUUCUGAUAUUUGUCUCUGUUUUAUAAAACCACCAAAACACAAACCUCUGCCAACAGUCUACUUCGACCUGGAGGCAUUUGACACCACACACAUAAACUUUGCAUCCAUAAUCAAACUUUUGAACUCUUCCGACUCCCUGUUUCGCUCGCUCUUUUUCAUCACAUUUAGACACAUUCACAUGACAAUGCACAGAAAGAAGUGUUCGAUAAGGGGUGCAGCGGCACGUUGGCACCUCCUCGAUAAGCCCCCUCCGUUUCUUUUUUGAUAGUAAACGAGCGAGUACCCCCGUGCCAUUCAUUUACUCCCGCACUUCCGAGUUGACGAGCAAUGAGUGUCUGCUCGGCGUCGUCUUCAACUUCUUCUCUGUAUUCGCUGGAUUCUAAUAACAACCACAACGAUAAAGCGAUCGCCACCACCAGUUACUUUUCGACAAUGACAAAAGAGGAAGAAGAAGGCGAGAUGGAGCGGAUUCGUUCAUACCCGCGCCGUCGAAGCAGUCUGGCGGAUAUGGUGAACGACGUGAAUCGGGUCAGUGACUCGUUCUUCCGAAAGUUUGUCAACUCGACACUCAGCCUGGUGGCGACGAUGCGCAAAGACGAGAAACGGACUGUUAAGCAGCUGUUUUGUGAAGUGGUAAGGAUUCGUUCGAUACUUGAAGUUCUUCCAGCUGAAAUUCUUGAAACUCGUCUCGCUGCUAAAAAAUUAGGCCCCGAAGAUUACAAAACGGGGGAUUUUUCAACAGAGCGCAUUCACAUUGAAAUGCCCCGAUAGUAGAUGUUUUCCUGAAAGUGUUGUCUCGGAAAAUUCGAAACUCGCUGUGCGAACUUUGGCGGUUCUCCGAUUAUUCUCCGAUUCACAUGUUGAUUUGACUAGUUUGCAGCUUUGUUGAUAACUCCAUAGAAUGCGUUCAUUGAGGUCGGAGUUUUCCCGCAAACUGUAGUGUCUGUACGGACCAUCACCGUCAUAUUUCGUCAUCUUUGCUGACCUCUCUUCUUUUUGUUCCUGCGUCUCUGUGAUCCGCACACUCUCUCUCUCUCUCUCUCACCUUCCCCUUCUGCUCUCUUCUUUUUUUGGUCAGCCGUUCCGUCCGUCGUUCGUAUCGGGUAAUAGCAGUCACUGUUCAGUAGGAGAUAGUCGAAAUGAAGUAUUUUCUAAUGCCGUGCGGGGUGAGUUGUAGUCAUAAUUUGAAAAAAGUAAGAAAUUCGAGACAUUUCCUGGAAAUGUAUGUUUCUUUUUGCAGACUGACACAAUUCUGGGCACCUCUCUGCGAGAUGAGCUCAUGGACGCGCUUCCGGCCGCUGAAAGUGCAACUUUUGAGGUAACGUUCUUGUUUUUUUCCGUCAAUAUCAGUUUUCUUUGUUCCAGCAAGGCAUUCCGAUCUAUGUGCAGAGCCCCGUUCUGAUGGGCAACUCGCUCGCUGCGAUCGGAGCCCGCCACAACAUGUGGGAGUCGAAUUCGGAUCGAUCGAGACUCUCGUCAUCUUCCGAUUCGGGCGGCCCCGUCGUCAGUUUCGGACAGGCGCUCCGGUCGGCCAUGGAGCACGGAAGAGCUGUGGAUGAAGCGGACGGCGUCAAUUCGCUCGGCACUUCAAGCCAGGACCUGAACGUGGAUGAUGGAGUCGUUGAGGAUGUCGAAUCGACGACAGAAUCGAGAAAAUUGUCGACGGUAACUCAGGAAACGACUGACAAACUGUGCAACAUUGCGAGAGAGAAAGGACUGGACUCGCAGGACUUUAGAUGCGCCAUGUGCCGAAAAACGGUCGGAGGAUCCACGUUUUCCAAGUUUGAGUGAGUUCUCACACUUUGUUCUGCGGAAAAACAAUCAAUUUUCUCCUGCAGAACGUGUGGAAUCGACGGCAAAUACUACUGCACGGAGUGCAUGAAGCCCGGCGGAAAAGUGUCAAUCCCCGCGAGAGUCGUCAUGGACUGGGACUGGAGGGAACGGGCCGUGUCGGACCGCGGACGAGCCUGGUACGAAGCGAAUCAGGAGAAGGCGCUCAUCAACGUCAAGGAGCGCAAUCCGCGGCUCUACUCGCACGUGCCGGCGCUCGAAGAGACUCGGAAGCUCCGCGAGAAGCUGCAUCUCGUCUCGAUGUACCUGUUCACGUGCAGAGAAUCCGUCGCGGAGGACUUUAGAAGGCGCUUGUGGCCGAAAGAGUAUCUCCGCUCGGACGUCGACCUCUACUCGUUCGCCGAUCUGAUGGACGUGAAGAGCGGAGCGAUGCAGAGACGGCUGAACCACCUGCUGAAGCACUCGAUGAACCACGUGAUGGCGUGCACGCUGUGCCGUCAGAAGGGCUUCUGCUGUGAGAUGUGCUCGGUCAGCGAGGUCAUCUAUCCGUUCAAUACGGAAUCCACGCAUCGGGUACGGUUUUUACCCAGUUGCCUUACUUUACACAUUAGUCUUGUUAUCGAGAAUGUUCGGUGAAAUAUUCAGAGCCAAACGCCCAGGCCUUGUUGGUCUCGAAGAGUAUCCCAAAUAAGUCUGUUUUUUUUCAGUGCCGUGUGUGCUUCACAGUCUUCCACGUUCAAUGCUGGCGAACAGCGGCCGAGUGUCCGAAAUGCAUCCGUCGGCGGGAGUUCGAAACUCGUCGCGCUCAGAUCGACGACCCGCACAACUCGCUGCUCAUUUUGCAGCCAUAA
This is a messenger RNA of Caenorhabditis sp. 36 PRJEB53466, 5451 nucleotides long. Lineage: Eukaryota; Metazoa; Nematoda; Chromadorea; Rhabditida; Rhabditidae. The record is from the annotation of a GenBank genome assembly.